GGAAAUAAAAACAAAAAUAAAAUGGACAGGGGAGGAGUGGCCAAGUCGAAAGAUACGUCUGGGCUUUUGAUGUCCCUUAUUCGGACACUUUCUUCAAGUGCAGACUUUGAACAGCGAGAGAAGGAAAAGGCGCGUCUUGAAAAAGCUUACAAGGAAAGUGAUCGCAAAUUAGACAAGUUGGUUGCAGAACAUUAUGAUGACCUUUCUUCUAUUAUACAAGCCUACAGUGGAAUAGAGCAACGGAUAACAGCAUCGCGUGGGCGAAUCAAAAGUGUAAAAGAGAGUCUGCAGUCAUGUAAGAAUCUACUACAUUGUAAGAGGGAUGAUCUGCGUAAACUUUGGAUUGAGGGGAUUGAACAUAAGACUGUGGUCUCUAUGCUUGACCAAAUAGAGAAAGUGCGAGAUGUUCCAGAAAAGCUGAACACACAUAUGAACAAGAAACAUUAUCUCCAUGCUACAGACCUCUUAGUGUCGGCAGUGUCUUUAGUAGAGGGGAACCUUUCUGAAGUUGAAGCACUUCGGGAUCUCAAAUUUGAACUAAUAACAAAAAAGGAAGAGCUCCAUUUAACAUUGAUUGAUGAACUACACAAACAAGUCUACAUUAAGAGUACAAGUAACGUCAUCAGAGGAUUCCAGCGCCAUGGAUCUGUGAAAGGAGAACGUAAAGAUAGAGUAUCAGUAAUUGAGCUUACCAGCCCAAAAUCUCCUAACCCUCCAUCAUUCAGUGACACUGUGUCAGAGGAGAUAGUGGAAGACCUGAAUACUAACCCAGAGGACAACCAGGAUCAUUUCAUAGCCAUUAUGGUCGAGUCUCUCUCCAAUCUGAAGAAACUACCUGAAACUAUAGAGGCAAUAAGAAGCAGGCUACAGCCAGAGUUGAUGUCAAUUGUACAAAGAGCAGCCCAGCAAGUGGCUGAUAAUGCCUUUCAAGAGGGAGAGGUUAUAGCUACACAGUACAACCCUCGUUACCUGCUAGAAUACCUAGAGCUGAUUUUUGCACAGUUUAGAUGUGUAGCUAAGACACAUAAAAUAGUACUGAAGUACCUUGCCAAAAUACAGGAUUCCUCAUCGAAGAAUGAUGAUCGAGGGUUUGAGUUGUACACAAUGGGGGAUGUCUGGUCAAAAGUCCAGGAUGUGAUCCAGCUACUCCUGGCUGACUAUUUAGAUGUACGGAAUGCUUCUUCGGCACAACAAGGUGGUGGCAAUAAUUAUGAUGACGGAAGCAAUGAUAUUGCGUCUUACUUUGCCAAGAAACGACCAAACAGACAGAAAAAGUCAGCAUUGUUCAGGUUUGAUGCCUCCUCACAUGCUAUUAGUAUGAACAGCUACUUCAGAGAGCAGAGACAAGAUGUCUAUGGCAUGGGGGACAUCUUAUCAGCAAAUGACAGUCACUUUGGAAAACAACAAUUUGUCUGCAAAGCUGGGCCAGAUAACAUUACAGCGAUUUAUAAUCCUUUGAAGAAGUUUAUAGUUGAGAUUGAAAUAGCUACAGAAGUUGCUCCUGGGAGCUGUACAUUACAGACAUUCAUCACAGAUUUUGUGGCAAAUUUAUUCCUUGGUCAGGUCCAUUAUAACAUUACCAACAGCAUAGAUACCGCAACUAAAGGAUUUGACGCUCUGAGGAGUGUCACAGACCAACGAAGUCAGAAAGAACUUGGUGUAUCAAGACCCAUAUUACAGAGCACUGUAGCAGUGUAUAGGAAUAUACUGAAGUUAAGAGACUUGAUGAACGACCUGCCAGACUACGCAGACCAAUUCCUUCAUAUGAUAUGUAAGAUACUGGAAGACUACAAAGAAACGUGCAAUCAGGCUUAUAAAGGUAUAGUUAGUGCUGAAUCUGAGGACCAAAGAAUUAUAAGUGCAACAUGGGCCAAGGAUGAGGAUAUCAGUAGACUUUUAAGGUCUUUGCCUAUAUGGUCGAUAUGGAAACAGGCUGACAGGGAGAAUACGCUAUCGGAAGCUGACAUGAGGGUGUUGAACUCCAAGGAGAGUGAUAUUCUUACAAGUAACUUAGCCUCGGUGGAAAGUCUUAUACCAUUACACGAAAUCAUACAUGACAUUGGCCAGCUUAGAACUCUGGGAAAUAUGCAUGAAAGUUUGGACUGGUUUGCAAAUAGAAUCAAGGAUCUCACGACAAUGUCCACCAACAUCAGUACUGACGGAUUGAAUAUGGAAGAUGAAACAAAAGCCAUACCCAGUGUCACGGAGAAAACCAUGAAUAUAUCAGAAAAGACUAUGAAUUCUCUGCUAUCCCUUGCCACGGACUUUGAGGAGAUAUCUGAAGUAUGUAUUUUGGUGCUACAUCUAGAGGUCCGGGUACAUUGCUUCUACUAUCUAAUGCCAGUAGCUAAGCAGUCAAACUACUGCGGUGCCAUAGAUGACAUGGACCCUGACUCAAAUGUUUUGAAACUAAACAGAGACCUCACCAGCAUUGAGGAAGCUAUGGCACAGAGCCUACAACCUAAAAAAUUCAAGUAUGUCUUUGAAGGCCUGGGGCAUUUAGUGUCCACCAUACUCAUAAAUAGUACUCAAUACUUGAAACGUAUUAAUGAGAAUGGAAUCAAGAAAAUGUGUAGAAAUAUAUUUGCCGUGCAGCAGAAUAUGACAAAUAUCACAAUGUCGCGUGAAUCUGACCUGGACCAUGCCCGACAAUACUACGAAUUGCUUUAUCUCACAGCUGAUGACAUUUUGAGGUUGAUCAUGGAACAAGGAGGCCUCUUUACAGAAUUAGAAUAUAUGAAUGCCCUUAGUCUACUACACAGAAGUCAACCUGGAAGUGACCAAAAUAUUCUCCAAUCACGAUUACAGAGACUAAAAGAAAUACUCAGAGAACAGCAUGUGUAGAAUAAAGCAGAUUUAUUUGAUUUUUUAUUUAAUGGAAAUGAAACAAUUAUUGAGAAUGUUGCGUGCCAUUAAUUCUCAGUUUUGAGUUUUCCAUCUUGUAUUCCGCACAAGCCUUAUAAGGACUCAAAAUGACUUGAUCAUAAAUUCAUGAUAUCACAUGAAUCAAUUCCUAAAUGUUCAUAAGUGAUAUUCUUCAUGAGAUGGGCCCUCAGUUACAUCAUAUAGACUGCCAAAGGGAAGUGCCAAAGGGAACAAAUUUAUAUCUCUACAUAGUCCUAAAAUAUAAUGAGAGACUGAUAUGACUGAAUUCCCACCCUUAUAAGGGAAUUGAACUUGUGACUUCUUUGAAAUAGAAGUAUGCAACCAAAUCAUGUCAUUGUACUAAAAAGUGUUCGCCUUACAAAGGCGUUUAAGUUAUAGAAUAGAGGGUUACGACUUGAACAUUACUCAUAUGUUUACAUCGACUGUAUUUUAUUUAUAUUGAUAUAAUAAAGCUUCAUUACAUCUAUGAUCAUUUAUAAAUAUAUAAAAUAAAGUUUUUUAUUUUGUUAUUAUAUAAUAAAAUUACUUUAAGGAAGUUAACCAGUCAGAUUUUCUCCUAUGGGAAAUAUUUCAAUAAAUAAUCUGCUCCUGAGCAUGAAUCAAAAACCUGACUAGCUCACUUCCUUAGAAAUGUUGUCCCUGACAAUACUUAAACAAGGUAUUAACAUGCAAUAUGUCACUACC
Molecule: messenger RNA, 3570 nt
Organism: Owenia fusiformis
Lineage: Eukaryota; Metazoa; Annelida; Polychaeta; Sabellida; Oweniidae
Source: the annotation of a GenBank genome assembly